AUCGAGAGGAAUCGUGGAUAUCAUAUAAAUAUGGCCAAUAACUCAGACGGUAGUUAUCAUGUAGAUGUUGUAUUCAUGCCCACCCGAAAUGUGAAUCAUAGUAUUCAUUCUUAUGUGAAUGGGAAUGAAAAACAAGAGAUACUUUUUAUCAAAAUAUGGACAAAUGGAAGUUUAACUCCUAAAGAAGCACUUCAUGAAGACUCUCGGAAUUUGAUUGAUUGAUUUAUUCCCUUUUCACAUGCAGAAGAAGAAAACUUCUAUUUCGAAAACAAUCAACACAAAGUUACUUUACCCCUUUUUACUUUUCAUGGUAAAUUGGCUAAUCUAAGAAAAAGUAAAAAAGAAAUCACAUUGAAAUAUAUUUUUAUUGACCAAUUAGAAUUCCCCCCCCCCCCCGGGGUCUAUAAUUGCCUCAAAAGGUCCAACAUACAUACAUUAUUGGACCUUUUAAAUAACAGUCAAGAAGAUCUUAAAAAAAAAUUGCGCAUAGAAGAUGUAAAACAUAUAUUAAAUAUUCUAGAAAUAAAAAAGAAUUUCAAAUAA
Molecule: messenger RNA, 543 nt
Organism: Argentina anserina (silverweed cinquefoil)
Lineage: Eukaryota; Viridiplantae; Streptophyta; Magnoliopsida; Rosales; Rosaceae
Product: DNA-directed RNA polymerase subunit alpha-like
Biological process (GO): DNA-templated transcription
Molecular function (GO): DNA-directed RNA polymerase activity; DNA binding; protein dimerization activity
Source: RefSeq, a predicted model, not a curated record